AUGGGAAGUGACAAAUCCUUUAGACAAAGCUCAACCAUCAGUCAACAUCGAAAAAUUUAUACUGGUUCAGGACAGGACAAGUGUAGCAAAUGUGGGAAAUCCUUAACUCACAAGUGCGUUGCUGCUGUGGAGCAGAAGGUGAGGAGACACCCUGUGAAGAAACUGUUCCUGAGCCACAGAUUCCAAGUGUCACAGAAGCCUCUUACUUCUAGGAAAAUCCAGGCCAGUGUGGGACAUCUGCAGCAACAGGCCACUCAUACUGUGGAGAAGCCAAGCAAAAUCACCCAGUGUGGGUCAACUUCACAAGGCAGGAAAAAUCAUCAAACCUGGGGAGAGUGCAAGAAAGCCCUCAGCCCCACACACACACUUGUUCAGGACCGCUGUGUCUACACUGAAAGACGGUGUUUUGUGUGCAGUGAAUGUGGGAAAACAUUCAGGUACAAAUCCGCAUUUGUUAUGCACCUGAGAUUCCACACUAGAGAAAGGCUUCAUGUGUUUAGCAGAAGUGACAAAUCCUUUAGACAAAGCUCAACCAUCAGUCAACAUCGAAAAAUUUAUACUGGUUCAGGACAGGACAAGUGUAGCAAAUGUGGGAAAUCCUUAACUCACAAGUGCGUCCUCAUUUAUCCCCAGAGAUUGCACAGUGGAGAAAACAGUUCUGUGUGCAGUGACUGUGCAAAAUCUUUUCCCCAUAGCUCUGUGUUCAUUCGACAUAAGAGAGUUUUUUCUGGAGAAAGGUUUUAUAAGUGUAGUGACUGUGUGAAAUCUUUUACCUGUAGGUCUGCCCUCAUUUAUCAUCAGAGAUCUCACACAGGAGAAAGGCCUUAUGAGUGCAGUGAAUGUGGGAAGUCCUUUACCACUAACCGCAUUCUCCGUUGUCAUCAGAGAUCUCACACAGGAGAAAAGCCUUAUAAAUGCAGUGAGUGUGGGAAGUCUUUUACCUCUACCAGUGCUUUCCAAUAUCAUCAGAGAGUUCAUUCUGGAGAAAGGCCUUAUGAGUGCAGCGAAUGCGGGAAAUCCUUUACCAGUAUCAGUGCCCUCCGUUAUCAUCAGAGAGUUCAUUCUGGAGAGAGGCCUCAUGAGUGCAGUGACUGUGGGAAAUCUUUUAGGUCUAGGUCUGCCCUCAGAUAUCAUCAGAGAUCACACACAGGAGAAAGACCUUAUAAGUGCAGUGAAUGUGGGAAGGCUUUUAAAACUAGCUCCAACCUCUGUUAUCAUCAGAGAGUUCACACAGGAGAAAGGCCUUAUGAGUGCAAGAAGCCUUAUGAGUGCAGUGAAUGUGGGAAAUCUUUUACCACUAGCUCCACCCUCCGUUAUCAUCGUAGAAUUCAUACUGGAGAAAGGCCUUACAAAUGCACCAAAUGUGGGAAAUCUUUUGCCACUAAUUGCCUCCGUGUACAUCUGAGAAAUCACACCGGAGAGAAGCCUUAUGAGUGCAGUGAAUGUGGGAAAUCCUUUACUAGGAACUCUAGCCUUCAUUAUCAUCAGAUUACUCACACUGGAAAGAAGCCUUAUGAGUGCAGUGAAUGUGGGAAAUCCUUUACCAGCAACUCUAGCCUUCGUUAUCAUCAGAGUACUCACACUGGAAAGAAGCCUUAUGAGUGCAGUGAGUGUGGGAAAUCCUUUACCAGCAACUCUAGCCUUCGUUAUCAUCAGAGGGCUCACACUGGAGAAAGGCCUUAUAAGUGCACUGAAUGUGGUAAAUCUUUUACUCGUAGCUCCACCCUCUAUUAUCAUCAGAGAGUUCACAGUGGAGAAAGGCCUUUUAAGUGCAGUGAAUGUGGGAAAUCUUUUAUUAACACCUCCAAACUGCGUUGUCAUGAGAGAGGUCACACUGGAGAAAGGCCUUAAGAGUGUGCUAAAUGUGGGAAGUCUUUUAUGAGGAAAUCCUUCUGAUGAUUGGAGAGUUUACCCAAGAGAAAGGCAUAGAUGUACAGGGAAUGGGCAAUUUCCUUGUUCAGUAUAGGGGCACAGGAGAAAACUGAGGGGCCAUUGGUCUGAAUUGAAUCUCACCUCAAGUGCUUCUGAGGGCAUGAAUUUUUUUCCCUUACUCAAAUUAGAGAUUAUAGGGUAUUGAGGCACUGUUGAAGGGCGUGUAUUCCCCAAGACUACAGAGAACUAUAUUUCCCAAUGUCCACAAUUCUUUGAGCUAAUGUUGCUAUUUGUAAGACCAUUGGGUCCAGGGGAAACCAUAAUUGGUACAGAAACUCUGGUUUAAUAGGGAGUGGAGGACAUUGCAGCCAACUAGAUGGAAUGUGCCUCUUCUAAAAGUGUAUGCAUAUUCUGUGACGUUGACUGUGCAGGAUCAGUUUAUACACUGAUUCUAGUGAAUUUCACUUCAAGGCCCUUACUGCAGAGGCAGGAAAGAAAGAGAAAAGGGGAUGUGUUUCUUGUGAUCUAGGCAGCUUGCCUGUUGACUCAGGUAGAAAUGUACUUCAUUGCUCUCCAUAUUUGUUACCACUGAGGGAAGACUGAUCCCCAGAGGGCACAAGGAGAGAGUUGGUGGAUUCAGUAUACGGUUGCCAAAGCUAUUUUCCAAAAAGAGUGAGACAUACAGAUGUUUUCAUCUUGAGACAAUUUUUAAAUCUAUAUUAAAGUAUAAUUUACAUGUACUAAACUGCAUAUGUUUGAAGUAUUACAAGUUAAUAAGUUUUCACCUAGGUAUGAACCUCGAAACCAUCACCAGAGUUCUGAUAAUGCCCAUAUUUACCUCAUGUCCUAUUGUCAUCUCUCCUUGCCCUUCCCACCUCUCCAGGUAAUCACUGAUGUACUUUCCCUUAGAAUAGAUACCUUUGCAUUUUUUUGAAUUUAUCUGAUUGGAAUCAUAAGCUGUUUACUGGGUUUUUCUUCUGAGUGCCUUUGUUUCAUAAUUAUUUGAGAUGCAUCAGUGAUAUAAACGACUAGCUCAUCUCUUUAUUUUUUGAUGAGUAGCAUUCUUAUCUGGAUGUACCACUGUUAG
Physeter macrocephalus (sperm whale) is the source of this 2959-nucleotide messenger RNA. Its product is annotated as zinc finger protein 883-like. Gene Ontology annotation, molecular function: DNA-binding transcription factor activity, RNA polymerase II-specific; RNA polymerase II cis-regulatory region sequence-specific DNA binding. Gene Ontology annotation, biological process: regulation of transcription by RNA polymerase II. Bases 1 to 1851 code for a protein of 616 amino acids. NCBI's taxonomy places the organism in Eukaryota, Metazoa, Chordata, Mammalia, Artiodactyla, Physeteridae. The record is from RefSeq and is a predicted model, not a curated record. The transcript is spliced from 5 exons.